Messenger RNA from Hydractinia symbiolongicarpus, 2859 nucleotides. RefSeq lists its product as uncharacterized. The coding region runs from base 1228 to 2352 and encodes 374 amino acids. The record is from RefSeq and is a predicted model, not a curated record. The transcript has 2 exons. Lineage: Eukaryota; Metazoa; Cnidaria; Hydrozoa; Anthoathecata; Hydractiniidae.
AUAAAAUAUAAAAUUGCAGUGCCCUUUCCUUGCCGUGCUUAAUGCCUUUGCCUUGGCAACCUCUCCGCAACAUUUUCUAUAUUGAUUUGUGUUUGUUACGUUGUACCUAUCUUAAAAUACGAAAAUGUAUUUUUCUUGCUUGUAGUUUUUUUAUUGUCUCGCCUACCUUUAGAUAACGUUGUUUAUUUAGGAGCAAAAAUUCUCAGAAUUGAUGAAAAAAAAACAAAGUAAAUAUACAGUUAAAAUAUCGAGAAUCUUUUCACUGAUAAUCUUGUUUAUCCAAUGUCAGUGGCAAUAAAAAAAAAUGUUGAGAUUUUAAUUAAACUUUCUUUUUCCAAAUAAAAUGGCUACCAAUAUGCAGUUAUGUAUAAAUUGUCAAAUCAGAGAGGGCUUCAAACGUUGUGCACGAUGCAAGUUAGCAUGUUACUGCAGCCGUGAGUGUCAAAAGAAAAAUUGGAGAGCUGGACACAAGACAAAUUGUGUCGAUGUAAAAGAGCAAGGAAAAAGUUUGAAAGAGAAAACACACAUCGAAAUUAAGCAAGUUAAAGUUUGAUUUAGCUUCUUUACAUACAACUUCUUAUAUAAAAGAUCAGCAGGAUCGAAAAUGUCUACAUGUCUCAGAUGCAAAUCAAAAGAAGCAAAAUAUCACUGCGGUCGCUGUAAAGAGCGAUUGUAUUGUGGUAAGGAAUGCCAGGUUACUGACUGGAAACAACAUAAAAUAAAAUGUAGCAAAAUGGGUGAAAAUAAAGUUAAUACAAGUGCAGAAAAAAUAUUGCAUGAACUUAACAACCCAAGUCAAGCCACUCGACUUGAAAAAGGAAUAGUAGAAUUGUUGGAAUACAUGCCUUCAUGCGUUAGAAAACGUGUACAUCUUGAUAUCCCAAACUUCCAGGAGGAAUAUCAACAAAAUUAUCCACAGGAAAAAGAACAUGUUGGCAUAUUAAAAGACGCAUUUAAUGACCAAAAGCUGUAUCCUUUGCAAGAGCUUGUUUUGGAUAAUGUGCCAUGGAACGUCGGUAUGUUUAUAAAAAGGUAUGGUGACCAUUCGUCUCAGUUAAUGAAAUUCCUACAAAGUGACCCAAAGCCGGCGAUAUAUAUAAAAGUCGUGCCCAGAGAAAUUACCCUAAACAACGCUAUCAAAUAUUUCGAAAUGCACCUAUCAAGGAAACAUCUUUUAAGUUUGGAAAGACAUAUGUUUUCAUUGGCUAUGUGGAUCUCCUUCAAAUUAUGAUGGGGAAUGUGAUAGGAAAUGGUGGCAAAUUGAUAUUCCAUGGAUUUGACCAAUCAGAAAUUUGUGUGGCACGUUCACUUGUGAUUUACGAGAUGAUAAAAACGCCAGCGAGUCUGGAUUCAAUUUUAGAAGUUUGGUUCUCAACUGGCUGGAGCGAAAGAACGUUGGAGGAAUUUAAAGCUGCAUGCUGUAACGUGAAGAAAUCGACCCAAGAGACACGCUUGAAAGAGUUGAUACAACUCUGGAUGAAGACGAAGUUGUCAUUGGCGGAUGCAAAAAGAAGAUGGUUUGAGGGAUAUGUACAGAACGAUUGGUUCUUAGCUGCAGGUAAUCUGCAGUAUAAAAAAGAUCGUGUGGAAUUUUGCCGUUAUCAGUUGACAGGUCAAAUAUUUGGUGAAUUGCAGUCACAAUGUCUUGGUAACGUCACGAUGUUUACCAGAACGCCUCCAUUUGAACACUACCAACUGUCCGCAGAGCAUUUUUUAGCUACUUUCAGUAUGAGCAACUCUUUGGAACACGCUGGCAGCUUUCUUGAAAGUAUCAAAAGAUACUACAAAACCAAACUGACAUCGUUUAUCCAACUCAUUGCAGAAGGUAAAGUGGAAUGUAGUUUGAAUGUUAUGACAGUAGAGUUAAACAACCAAAAAGCAAUUCAAAAAAUUUGCUCGCUGCAACCAGAUCAUAUUGACUGGAACAACGUUGCUGACUAUAUGAAGAAGGAAACUUUCUUUACACUGGCAGAGGCUUGUUCUAAUGAAGAAACAAUCCAUUCUAUGCAUUUUAUGAAUUGGUCACAGAUUGUGUACGGCACGUUUAUUCUUGAGUAUGAAAAUCGGUCCGAAGUUCACGCAAAGCAAAAGGAAAAAUUAAUGGAACUUUUCAAAGGCUGUCAUGAUGCCAGUAUGAUGCAAUUUUUUAGAAAGGAUACACACAUUGUUUAUCCAUGGAAUGCAAGUACAGAUAUGUUGGCGUUGCAAUAUCGCGAGAAGUUUUUAGAAUAUUAUUUUGACGUGCAUGGUUUUGCUAUUAAUAUCAUUGAUAUUUCUGAGCCGGAAUUAUUCAAUUGUUUACUUCGAAGCAACCAAGUAUUUGAUUUAACAUUUCAGAUCAGCAAAGUUUGAGUCUGGCGUUCAAGCAAUGUCUAAAAUACCUAUUUGGACAUUAGGUACAAAUUGUCUUGAUCUAUUUUUUUGGUAUAUUUGGUAUGAAAAUUGUAAACAGUUCUAUAAACAUGUUCGUUUAACAAAAUGUCAUUACGAAUUUUUACCUGAGUCUAUUAUUGUCACUGGCAAAGUCGAUUAUAUUUUUUACAGUUUCCCUUAAAAGCGCCUAUAAAGCAUUCCCCAAAAAUGAUAUUCUGUAUUAUAAGACUUUUGUUUACAUUUUUAAUUGGCUGGAAACACAUCAUGUAAUAAAAUGAAGCAAUUUCGUUAGUUACUGUGAGAGGUUUUUAAACCACAGGGAAUUUGCAUGCUUUGUUAUGAAUGAUUAAUGUACGGUAAAUGGCAAUUACCAUUGUUAUUUUUGUUGUCUAUUUUGUUCAAAGUUCGUAUCUUUUUUAAGAAAUUGCUAACAAAUUGUUUUGUGAUCAGAAGCAUACAAUAGGUUUUGAAACGUUUUUAAGUGGA